Molecule: messenger RNA, 7619 nt
Organism: Petromyzon marinus (sea lamprey)
Lineage: Eukaryota; Metazoa; Chordata; Hyperoartia; Petromyzontiformes; Petromyzontidae
Gene: PTPN4
Product: protein tyrosine phosphatase non-receptor type 4
Biological process (GO): protein dephosphorylation
Cellular component (GO): cytoskeleton; cytoplasm; cytoplasmic side of plasma membrane
Molecular function (GO): protein tyrosine phosphatase activity; cytoskeletal protein binding
Source: RefSeq, a predicted model, not a curated record
CGCGCCAUGUUGGUGCUGCCGCCUGCAGCAGGCGUAGCAACGCAACCUGCUCCUCCUCCUCUUCUUCACCACCAACACCACCACCAACAACAACAUCAUCACAGCCUCCUCCUCGUCACAGCCGCCUCCACUUCGUCGGAAUAAUCGGCAGCUCUUCCUUAGUCUCGCGAGGACAGCUCAGCAAUGCCGGUGGCGAGGAGGAGGAGAAGGAGGCCGGCCGCUGCCGCCGCCGCCGCUGCCGCCCUGAGAUGAGCGGAGCCCGGGGAGGAGGAGGAGGCGAGAGCGAGCGGUGAAGGGGGGCGUGUGUGUGCGUGCGUGAGGAGUGCGAGAGCGCCAGCGUGCGUGCCAUGUCCUCGCGGUUCCGCCUGCCCACGGGAGGGACGUACAAUGUGCGCACCUCGGAGCUGGCGCGGGACCGGCACCGCACCGAGGCCCUGUGUCACAUCAACCUCCUGGACAACACCGCCAUCACGCUCCGCGCCAACAAGAGUGAGGCGGGCAAGGCGCUGCUGGACGCCGUGUUUGCGCACCUUGACCUGGCCGAGACGGACUACUUUGGCCUGCAGUUUGCAGAUGACUCCACCGAGACACCGAGGUGGCUGGACCCGACCAAGCCUCUGAGGAAACAGAUAAAGAGAAGUUCUCCUUACAUCUUCAACUUCCGUGUGAAAUUUUUUGUGACCGAUCCGAGCAAACUGCAGGAGGAAUACACCAGGUACCAUUACUUCCUGCAGCUGCGAAAUGACAUCUUAGAAGCAAGGUUGCCCUGCCCCCAUAAUACAGCAGCUCUGCUGGCCUCCUACAUCGUUCAGUCGGAACUGGGCGAUUACAGUGAAACGGAGCACCUUCCAGGAUACCUCUCUGACCUGCGCUUCUUGCCACGCCAGGGCCUCGACUUCGAGAAGGAGGUUGCCAAACUGCACAAGCAGCACGUAGGGAUGACACCCGCUGAUGCAGAGUUUAAUUACUUGAAUGUUGCCAAGAAUGUGGAAUUCUACGGGGUUGAGUUGCACUAUGCCCGGGACCAGAGCAAUGUUGAGAUCAUGGUUGGGGUGACUGCAGGAGGGGUCAAUGUAUACAACAAUGGAGUUCGAAUCAGCAACUUCCCCUGGAUAAAGAUUGUGAAGAUCUUUUUCAAACUGAAGCAUUUCUUUGUGCAGCUACGGAAAGAACAGAAUGAGACGCGGGAGAACAUUAUCGGCUUCAACCUGGGCAACUACCGCGCCUGCAAGACGCUGUGGAAGGCCUGCGUGGAGCACCACACGUUCUUCCGCAUGGCGAGACCGGCCUCGCCGCCACAUCUCGGCUUCUUGGCGCAGUACUUCUCGCUCGGCUCCAAGUUUCGAUACAGCGGGCGAACGGAAAUGCAAACAGUACAAUACGGGAAGGAAAGGUCGAACCGUAACAGGAAUUUUGCCAGAUCUCCCAGCCAGCGGUUUCCACGGCGAACGAUCUCGGGAAAAGAGUGGGGCUCCAACGCAGCGACGGCCGGCUCUGCCGAGAGGCUGGAAACACAGAGUCUGCCAUCACGCACUCCCCCGGGCACGCCAGACAUCUCCGAUUUGCGGGAGGGCUGCGAGAAGCGGCGCCCGUCGUCCGUGGGGAACCUGGCCGGGCUCGCGACCCCCAGCUCGCAGGAGGAGGCGGCGUCGCUCAACAACCACCGCAGGACCGGCUCCUCCACCACCACGCCCCUGCACAGUCUCUCGCUCGACCUCAAGUCCCUGGUAUCAUCAGAUGACGUGAAAUCGGCAGCGGGAUCGGCGUCGGGCGAGGGCCAGGCUCCGGCACUGCCCCCCAAGCAGCCGCAGCAACGGCGACGGCGGAAGGAGGCGUGUCCGGGGGGCAGCGGCUCGCAGGAGGCCGAUGAGCUGGACUCGCGGCCUUCAGACAGUGAGAGUGACGCAAUCUUGCCCCCAGAGGUUUUGGACGAGCCACCCGUGUUGGAAGAGAAAUUCACAGUGCUGUUGCAGGCCAAUGGUCUGUUACCUCAUGAACCCCUAGUGUUGGUGCGGAUGAAGCCAGACGAUCAGGGCCGGUUCGGCUUCAACGUCAAGGGUGGAGUCGAUCAAAAAAUGCUCGUGACUGUGUCUCGCGUGGCUCCAGGAACGCCGGCGGAUCUCUGCGUGCCCCGGUUGAACGAGGGGGAUCAGGUGAUCCUGAUUAACGGGCGAGACGUCUCGGAGCACACGCAUGACCAGGUGGUGCAGUUCAUCCGUGCCAGCACGGAGUCGCACUCGGGAGAGCUGGUGCUGCUUAUCCGCCCCUCUGCUGUGUACGAGGAGUUGGAGCGCGCUGACAGCGAGCCGGAUUUCCAGUACAUCCCCGAGAAGACGAGGGAGUGCAGCUCCCCUGGCGAGCGGCAUGUCGUGCGCACCUCCAUGCAGCAGCUGCGCGAAGCCCUCGACACGGGCCAGGCCCUGCUGCAGUUUGAGCAACUGUAUCGCAAGAAACCAGGGAUGAGCCUCGGCAUGGCCAAGAUGUCUUGUAACAGCAGCCGGAACCGCUAUCGCGACGUCUUACCCUAUGACGCUACGCGAGUGGUACUGUCUGGGAACGAGGACUACAUCAAUGCCAACUAUAUCAAUAUGGAGAUAACUUCCUCGAGCACCAUCAAUCGCUACAUCGCCUGCCAGGGCCCCCUGCCAAGCACGUGUGCCCAUUUUUGGCAGAUGGUUUGGGAGCAGGGAUGCAGCCUGGUCAUCAUGCUCACCACACUCACAGAGAGGGGACGGCCCAAGUGCCACCAAUACUGGCCCGACUUACCGGGCAGUGAGACCUACGGCGGGUUCUUUGUUCUAUGCGACUCCGAGGAAGAGUCGGAGGCGUCCAUCGAACGCAAGUUGACGCUGCGCAACGUCGAGAACAAUGAGGAGCGAGGGGUAACGCAGCUCCAGUACGUGGCGUGGCCGGACCACGGCGUCCCUGACGAUUCGUCGCACUUCCUGGGCUUCGUGCGCGACGUGCGCACUCGCCGAGACCACGCCCAGCCCGUCGUCGUGCACUGCAGUGCAGGAAUUGGACGGACGGGGGUUCUCAUCACCAUGGAGACGGCUCUGUGCCUGAUGGAAUGUAACGAGUCCGUGUAUCCACUGGACAUCGUGCGUACAAUGCGGGACCAGCGGGCCAUGAUGAUUCAGACGCCGUGUCAAUACAAGUUCGUCUGCGAGGCGAUCUUACGCGUCUACGAUGAGCAGCUCCUCAUCGCUGAAGACACCGACAUAAGCGAGGAGGGCACGGAAGGGACGAUCAGGAUUUCCACCCCAUCGCUGCCGCCCUCCAAGGAUGAGCUGGAGCACAGCCUCACCUCUACAAUGGCCAAGGGGGCAGAGGAAAGCUCCCUUCCGGGGGAGUUGUUGCAGGAGGCCAACUGUGGGCGGACAGGUGCCGCUGGGGAUGGCGCAUCCCCAAAGGCAGUGGAACUCAGCGUGACUGUGGAUAAGGUGCAAGUGACAAAGCACAGGGAGGUGGCGGUCCAAGAGUCGCCAGAUGACAGGAGCUGAACUACAAACAUGGGCGCCAGCCAAAGAAGGCUGUGGUCUAACUUCAGGUCUUUUUAUUACAAAGGUUAAAAAAAAAUAUUGUAGUUUUUUUUUUCUCUUUGAUUCUUUUUUCACAUUCACACUAAUAUUAAAAGGGAAUUGUGAGGCUGUCCAGCCUUGUGCUAUUAAUUUUGGCGACCAAUGGAUUUUAUUUUUAUUUUGCUUAAGUGUAAUCUUGGUCAUGCCAGUUUAUUGAGGUGGUUUGUUGAGAUCUUGAAUAUGAACGGACUGGUCUUUUUGUAAAGGGAUACGUUGAGCCGUUUUGCUUGUCCUACUCAAUUACACGACAUUAGAUCUGCUGGCCCUGGCUGGAAAAAAAUAUUAAGUUCUCUUUCUUAUAAGUAUUAUAAGUUUGAAGAGGUGGGUUGUAAGGUAUAUUAAUGUCGUUUUAAAAAUGCUAAAAAGGAAAACCCUAAAAAAAACCUUGCACUUGUGCACUUUAUAUAUUUUAGUAAUAAUAGAGCUCACUUUCAGAGGUGGUGCGGAUAUUUUGAGGAUGUGUGAUUCUUAUCAGUAGAGUUGUCGUGACGAACCCAGGGAUUGUCUGAAGCAGAGGCAGCACUAGGGGGCUUUGCCUCACUUACAGGACAUGGUUGUUUGAGGCCCAGUCGUGGCUGCAUAAGAAGAUGUUUGUGCUGGUACACCAAUGGUACAAGUUUUAGGGCUACUUCAACUAAACCCCCACCGAUCCAUCAUAACGAUAUCGAUAACACCACAGUAGCAGAGUACGACCUCGAAAUUGUCACUCAUACCCAUAGUUUUCUCUAUGUCUGCAUAACCAUGAGCUGUGAGCCCUUUGCCUUCCAACGUGUCCCUUGGAAAAAAAAAUCUUGUGUGGGCAGAAAAAAGUGACCAAGUAGAAUAAUGUGGUCUCGGCUAAAUUAAAUUGAAAAGGCCUUUAAAAAUUUGUUUCUAAUUUUAUUUGUGCCAAUAUAUUGCAAUGGCCUAUGCGUGGUACUAUUUCUUGCUUUUUAGACAGACAUGUCCAGGCCUUAAUGAAUGCCUCAAGGUGUGUGCCACCGCUGUGUGCUGUGCACAGGGCUGCUGCGUCAGCCACGUACGAGCGAGCGUAGAACAAAUGUGAAGUGGCUGAUUUUGAUUGACUUCAUGACUGAACGCAAUAUAGCCCGAUUUGAGUCGAGGGGAAAAAUGUUGCCAAAAAAAAAGAAGUCUAAUGUUUUUUUGAUUGCCAAUUAUUUUUCUAAAAGCUGGCUUGAAUGCAGUGUGUUUAGCGUCAUGGAACAAGCCACAUCAUGAAUGUCUUUCUGCAAGCAAUGCUAAUUCAGCCAUCUCGGCAUGAGCAUAUAGCUAGACUACUGCAAUAACGAGACUGGGCCCGUGCGUCGCAGGUGCACUGUACUAUAUCUGGAAUAAGCUUCCCAUUCAUAUCUGUAACAUAAAUGAGUUGCCAAAUAAGGACGUGGCAUUUUUUAACAUUGUUUUCAGUUUGCUUUAUUUUUUUGUAAAAAAUACCGAUGGAUGCUUUUUGUAUAUAUUUGGUAACAUAAACUAAAAUACAGUUUCUUUUGUAAUCCAAACAAAGUGAUUAUUCCUUUGGCUGAUUGGAAAUGAAGGCUCCUCAUGAAAGGCAAGUUGGUUGUUACGGUAUUGAAGUUUUUAAUGCGAAAGGGAGUGGAUUUUUGCUGGAUUUCUGUAUAGAUUAACUUCAUACGAUGAUGAAGGGACGGCUUCAGUACUAGCCGCAGAAAAGGUGUGCUUGUACAGCUAUGACUUCGGUGUGUACCAUUCACGCCAUGUCAUGACAGUACCUGCAAACCAAUGAGCUACGUUUCUUGUAAUUGAAUCGGCCUUUAAUGGGAUUGUGCUAGAUUAACAGUAUAGAUAACAGUAGGAAUAAUGAUCCAGGAAAUUAGAGCUGCUUACAGAUCUCUAUAUAGUGGCAUGGACACAACAGUACCUUUGUAAGCUAGAUGCAUUUGUCAUGUACACACGUGCGGAAAGGUUUCGGUGCCGUUAAUGCACGUGCGAUUGUCAGCUUUGCGGUAGAGUCUUAACUCGGGGGUCGUUUUUAUGAGCAGGCAGGAAUACGUGUGCAUCAUCGACUCCACAUAGCGAUCUUUAACAUGCGUGUCUACUGCCAGUGGCGUAGUGUGGUCGCCAUGGGCCCUGGUGCAAGGGAUGAAAUGGGGCCCCCGUCCAAUUUCAUUUCAUUAAACUGAAGGGCCCCCCCCCCCGCCUGCACACUCGAUAGCUGCGCCACUGUCUGCCGCACAAUCCGUUUCUCUUGGCUGCUUUAUUUGAACAGAUUGAAUGACGUUGAGACAUGGGUUGUUUUCUAAUUUAUUAUGUAUUAAGGCAAGUUUGUUUUAACAGCUUACCUCCACUCUGUUCCAUCCAAUUAUUACUCUAGCCAGUGGUCUAGUCAUAGUGGAAUUCACUGGAGCUAUUCUAUUGAGAGCAGAAAGAAAUUAAUGACCAGGCUCCGUUUAAAACCGUCACCAGCAUGUGGGCUUUAUAAUAAUAGCUUGUCUUUUUUUGUGGUGCAUACAAAACACGUUUACAUCACGUGCGUCAAACAAGUACUGCAGAUUCGUGAAACCGAUGUGGGUGAUGGUGAAUGCUUUUGCAAAUGUGAGCUCGCUUAAGUCCACCUAAUGCUGGAACGGUCUCACCUGGAUGAAAUGGAGCCAUGUGAAUGAGGUUUACCUGAUACGGGCUUAUUUUAUGGCAAAUCGUUUUCUACGAUGCCGUGCUGAUGUGUUCAAAAGUGAUUGUACGUUUAAAUAAUUUUGGAGAUCACGGACCCCGUCCCUUGAUCUUUUCUUAUGGACUCGUGAGUUUCUCUGGUACUAAGUACUAGACCACUGGCUUUAUUGGUGGAGCAUAUCAAGAACAAAUGACACACCCGUAUAAUAAAUUUGGAGCAUGUGCUGUAGUCACUGUGGUACUGUGUACUUGGAAAGCACAAUUGCAAACUUAUCUUCAUCCUUUGUGUAACAUUUGUGCAUAUGUAAGGUAUGUUGCUUUGGAUUCGACGUUUUACUGGAUGUGAAUACCGGGAUAUGCACUGUUAAAUAGUGCUUACGGCUAUAUAUCAACUGGAAGACAUUGCUUAAUGUUGUUACCAAUGGCUACUAAAUGGUAAUAUGUCAUCAGAGUAAAUGUCUUGAGACUGAGGUAUAAGUUUAUAAGGCAUACAGGUUCGUAACAUUGACAGCACAAAGGAUCAUUCUCCCUGUACUGUAGUGUGAUUGUCUCAUUCUGAUCUGAUGCGGUACAACAUAUACGUAUACAUUCUUUAGAUGCUUCGGCAGUGUUGUGUACUUAGUUGGUGCACACGUGUGGUAGAUUAAAAGUUACACGAUGGGACUUAUUAAUAAUGAGUUGGUAUCGGACCUUAUUGUGUUUCACUUUAAUUUGUGGUCUCGUAAAGCCACGUCGACUCAAAAUUAACUUGGUGCGUGGGUCAUUUUCUGACGUUUUCAAAAGUCACACACACGUCGCUUUAAGCACUUGUAAUAUUACCUUUUUAAUUUGAUGGUUCUAUUAUAUAAAUAAGACAGAUGGUAUGCUGUACAACAAAAUACGCACCGCAAAAAGCGUUUGUGUUUAAGCAAUUCGUCACUCGUAACAUUUGGAUUCCUUUCCAUAACCGCAUGAGGACACGUACAUUUUCCCUACGGAUUUGCUAUUCGUUUAUAGCCAACAAUGUUCUCUCUGUAGAUUUCAGAAGUCUCAUGCGUUGUUAAAUAUCAAAACGUUUGGUAUAUAGUUUGCACUUACUAAUUCAGUUUUUGUAUUUUUCCCAAACAGGGAAGGUAUAACGUGCGGAACGCAGUUUUGAUGCGAUUGUGACGUUUUUCCCCCCCCAGAUUGGCUAUCGAUUUGUUUUUACUGCAUUGAUUGCCAUAAUGGUUUGAUUUGGGUAUUGCUGCGGUAUGGUAUGUACAAGUUUGAAAUACUGGCCCUUAGUGAUUUUUCAUCUUAUUCGAGGCUCCGGUUCGGUACUAACACAACAUAUCUUUGACAAGAAACUAUUGUACAGUGAUUGGCUUCAUGUUUGGUACUUUUUUGUGAGGAAAAAAUAAGUAACAAAUACAAAUGAAUUGAUUUGCA